ACCAAGCUUCAAGCACCAAUAAUAAUGGCUUCUUUUUCUUACUUGCAAUGUUUGCUUGUGAUUGUUACGGUGACUACGAUGAUUCCAACUACAACAAAUGCAGCGGCACUCACUCCUAAUUUCUAUGAGAAAGUUUGUCCAAAAGCGUUGCCAGUGAUAAGGAGAGUGGUUCAAAAGGCAAUCAAUCGUGAAAGGCGCAUGGGAGCUUCUUUGCUGCGUUUGCAUUUCCAUGAUUGCUUUGUUAAUGGGUGUGAUGGAUCAAUUCUGCUAGACGACACGAAGAACUUCACCGGAGAGAAGACAGCAAAACCAAACCUUAACUCAAUCAGAGGUUUCGACGUGGUUGAUGAGAUUAAGGCUGCUGUUGAUAAAGCUUGCAAACGACCUGUCGUUUCAUGUGCCGAUAUCUUAGCUGUUGCUGCUCGUGACUCUGUUGCCAUUUUGGGUGGUCCACAAUUUUGGUACAAAGUACUCUUAGGAAGAAGAGACGCAAGAACCGCAAACAUAACCGCCGCAAAUAGCAACCUACCAGCACCAUUCCUAAACUUCACACAAUUGGUUACAAGCUUCAACAACGUUGGACUAAACACCAAGGACCUAGUUGUACUUUCAGGUGGCCACACAAUUGGGUUUGCAAGGUGCACAACGUUCAGGAACAGAAUCUACAACGACACAAACAUUGAAACUAAUUUUGCAACUUCUCUAAGGAGGAAUUGUCCUAGGACUAGUGGUGUUGGGGACAACAAUUUGACACCGUUGGAUCCAACUCCCUCAAGCGUUGAUAAUUUGUACUACAAGGCUUUGUUGGGCAAAAAGGGAAUUUUACAUUCGGAUCAGGAGUUAUAUAAGGGGAAUGGUAGUGAGAGUGAUAAGUUGGUGGAGCUUUAUAGCAAGAACCCUUUUGCGUUUGCUAGAGACUUCAAAAAUUCAAUGAUCAAAAUGGGUAAUAUGAAGUCUCUUACUGGAAACAAUGGUGAGAUUCGGCUCGAUUGCAGAAGGGUUAAUUAAAUUAAUUAAUUAAUUAUUGGAUGAUCUUACUAUUUUGGACAAGAAUAAUAAUAAUAGUAAUAUGAAGGUACCUACACGAUGAAUAAUUAAUUAUGUAAUACUAAGGUUAUUAUCAAGUCAAUAUUCAAGAUUAUUGAUGGAUGGAUUAA
Messenger RNA from Arachis stenosperma, 1157 nucleotides. Its product is annotated as peroxidase RIP1-like. Gene Ontology annotation, molecular function: heme binding; peroxidase activity. Gene Ontology annotation, biological process: hydrogen peroxide catabolic process; response to oxidative stress. The record is from RefSeq and is a predicted model, not a curated record. The transcript has 3 exons. Bases 25 to 1008 code for a protein of 327 amino acids. NCBI's taxonomy places the organism in Eukaryota, Viridiplantae, Streptophyta, Magnoliopsida, Fabales, Fabaceae.